CGAGCCGGAACGCCGAUCUCGUGGCAGCCUCUCCCUCCCGGGCCCGCUUUGGACCUCUCCCAGCGUGAAGUCUUAGAAUUUGUGCCCAAAGCCCAUACCCUUCCUUCAUUAAGGCUCGGCCUGUGCCUCGGUGGCCCGGAAGUUGCAGCUCCCCCGAUCCUUGGCGACUAGUGAGGAAUGUGCUGCAAAUGGGGAGCCCGGAGGCUGGGCUGGAGCCGCUCUGCCGGGGGGGGGGGGGAAAGAGGGAGGGGUCCUUCAGAGAGGCUCCAGGCCUGCCUGGAGGAGCCGGCUCUGCAGACCACAGGGGUCCUGCGGGGAAACCUUGUGGGGAAAUCGUGGUUAUCACUAGCGUUCGAAAUUCAUCCCAUGUCCGCAUUAUUAAGUGGAAGGCAAACUAAGGUGGUCGUCAGAUCUCAUUACUGAGUAGACUACUACUCUUUAGCUUUUCUAGGGGCUCUGUUGCUCGCGACCACAAUGAAAAAUGCAGACCGUGAUGAUCAGGCAAAUGGCACUCUUCCCAAGCUCAGGAGCUCAAAAGAAUGGUUGGAACCUGAGCCACUUGAUUUGGUGAAGGACUUAGACCAGUGUUUACAUCUUCAUGACUUCUUAAAUAAGAGAAAAAAAGAGAUGUUAUAUAAAAAAUGGGUUGAGCAAGUGGCAGAUCCUCUACAGAAGAAAAUUAUAGAAAAAGUUUGUUCACAUAAGAAUAUUGAAAAAAGAAGACAACAGGAAAUAGGUAGUUUUUUAAAACACGUAAAUAAAAAGGGAUGUCCAUUUAUAGAACAUUAUGAUCCAAAAGAGUAUGAUCCUUUUUAUAUGAAUAAAGAGGAUCCGGAUUAUUUUAAGGUUAUCAUGCAACCAUUCAAUGACCCUUUGAAAAAAAUACAACAUAAUAAGGAUAAUGAAAAAAGGAUUCUUUUUCAGUGUGAAACUGGCAAAAUAUAUACAGUGAACGAAUUUAAAGAGUUUCAGAAGACUCAACUGUUUUCCAGAUUCCCAAGUAUUUUAAAUUCAAGGCAGUUUAUGACUCCAAAUAAAUGGAUUAAAGUGCCUACCACGUACAUAGAAAGUGAAUUUUGUAAAAGGAGCAGGUUAAAAGUGAAAAAGAAUUUUAAUGAGAGUUUUGAUUGGAAACCCUUGGCAAGAACUUCUUAUCUUAUGGAACAUCAGGAAGAAGAAAAGGAAAUUAUUUUCAAAAACAAAGUGCCGUCUCCUCUGGAAAAAGAACCUCUCUGUUAUGAUGAAGGAAAGAAUGCAAAUUCCAAAGAGGCUAACUGUGAAAGGCACUUUUCUUCCUUGAGUCCCAGCCAGGAGGUAGCAAAGGAUGAAGAUCAGGAGGUGCAGUAGCAACCAAGGAACAUUAAUCCUGAUUCUUGACCUGUGAAGGAGGUUCAGUGAAGGUUACUUCGUGACAAAGUUACCUGCCAGGACCCAGAGAAGGAUUCAAGAAUUGUUCUGUCCUUAUCUGCAAUAAACUUCAUUUAAUUUUUAAA
Molecule: messenger RNA, 1493 nt
Organism: Dipodomys ordii (Ord's kangaroo rat)
Lineage: Eukaryota; Metazoa; Chordata; Mammalia; Rodentia; Heteromyidae
Product: protein FAM228B-like
Exons: 8
Coding region: 475-1347 (290 amino acids)
Source: RefSeq, a predicted model, not a curated record